Molecule: messenger RNA, 738 nt
Organism: Pochonia chlamydosporia 170
Lineage: Eukaryota; Fungi; Ascomycota; Sordariomycetes; Hypocreales; Clavicipitaceae
Product: transcriptional regulation of mitochondrial recombination domain-containing protein
Exons: 2
Coding region: 1-738 (245 amino acids)
Biological process (GO): positive regulation of mitochondrial DNA replication; DNA recombination
Cellular component (GO): nucleus; mitochondrial large ribosomal subunit
Molecular function (GO): DNA strand exchange activity; single-stranded DNA binding; structural constituent of ribosome
Source: RefSeq, a predicted model, not a curated record
AUGAAUACGGCAUCGAGACCCCGUUUUAGCCAAUUGCCGAAUAUAGUGCGCACAUGUUUGCGUCAGGCGCAUAGAGGACCGAAGAAGGAGUUUCAGGGGCCACAGGGCCACGGAGAAAAGAUUUGGGUCUUCCGACACAGGAGGUCUGAUCAAAUAGUAUACUCUUUCGAUGAGAGAUUGGAUGGAUUCCACGCUCUGAAGCAGAUGCCCUUCAAUGGCAAGAAGACCAAGCCAGCCAAACUCCGGAAAGACUACUGGUCGCCGAUGGCCAUGAUCAAAUUUCCUGAAGGCCAAGGAGCCAUCGGGCGCUCUGUGUACCAAAAACUACGCGAAUUGAAACACCUACACGAAGUCAAUUGGGACGACGAAUUCCGAUACAAGUCUGCCGACGAAUUCACCGCGGUAGACAAGAAGAAGAUUGCAGACGAGAAGGCCAAGGGAAACGACUACAGACCCGUACGAAGCAAAAGCGAGAGAGGCGUGGCGCUGAAUGCGCAAAGGACGAAUUCGAUUGCUGACAUGGCUGCCGUUUUGGCUGGUCAAGGCCAUGGAAAUGCGGUUGCUGGCGCGGGCGAGGCUACAGAUGGUCAAAAUGAGUUGGUUCAGGUGUCCAUUAGCUGGGCAAAUGACCAGGAUAAGGAGUACGCAGAGUCUUGGUCGAAGAAUGUCACGCACGGAUUAUUUGAGCAGCCAGUGUACACCUCUGGCAAGGAGGCAGAGUCUACGCUUACGGCCUGA